AUGGAGUACUCUCAAGUUCCAUAUGCGUCCCUCUUUGGCCUUGCAGCUGUCGUAGCAGGGUGGAUGGUACACUGCGUGUACAAAUGGAUGAAUCCCACAUGCAACAAGGGGAGGCUCCCUCCUGGCUCCAUGGGUUUUCCUCUCGUUGGUAAAACUUUCCAGUUCUUCAAACCAAGCCCUUCUCUCGACGUUCCAGCCUUCUACAAGCAAAGGCUGAAAAGGUACGGGCCAGUUUUCAAGACGAGCCUGGUGGGGCAGCCGGUGGUGGUGUCCAUGGACGCUGAGGUGAACCGCUUCAUCUUCCAGCAGGAAGGCAAGCUAUUCAGGAGCUGGUACCCGGACACCACCAACAACAUCUUCGGCAAGGACAGCAUCGCCUCCUACGAUGGCUCCAUCCACAAGUACAUCCGUAGCUUCGCCUCCAGGCUCUUUGGCCUCGAGAGCCUCAGGGACGUGCUACUCGCUGAGAUGGAUCGGAACGUGGCGCAGAGCCUGGCAGCGUGGGCAACAGAGCCUCAAAUCGAGGUCAAGAACGCGGUAGCCAACAUGAUAUUUGAUUUAACAGCCAAGAAGCUGAUUGGUUUCGGCCCUGAGAAAUCAAGGAAACUGAGGAAGAACUUUGAUGCCUUCUUCCAGGGAUUGGUCUCCUUCCCGCUGUAUUUCCCUGGGACAACAUUCUACGGAUGCAUACAGGGAAGGAAAAAUGUGCAAAAGGUACUGAAGGACCUACUGAAAGAGAGGCUCAGUACACCUGAAAAGCGACAUGGUGAUUUCCUAGAUGAGGUAGUCGACGAACUAAAGAGUGGGAGUGGGAUGAUAAGUGAGAAAUUUGCGGUAGACUUUGUGGCCGCCCUCUUGUUUGCCAGUUUUGCUACGGUAUCGUCAUCGCUCUCGGUCGCUAUGAAGUUCCUCAGCGACUACCCCAAUGUAGUAGAAUCACUCAAGGAGGAGCAUGAAUCAAUCCUGAAGAAUAGAGAUGGUGCCAGUUCACGGAUUACAUGGGAAGAAUACAAAUCCAUGACAUUCACUGCCCAGGUUACAAAUGAGAUAGCUCGCGUCAGUAACGUGGCCCCUGGGAUAUUCAGGAAAACACUAACAGACGUGCAAGUGAAAGGCUACACGAUUCCCGCUGGAUGGUUGGUGAUGAUCAGUCCCAUGGCUGUCCAUCUGAACCCAGAAUUGUUCGAAGAUCCCCUGACCUUUAAUCCAUGGAGGUGGCAGGAUGAGUCAAAGAGGAGCGCUCUGUUGAAGAACUUCAUGCCAUUCGGAGGGGGCAUAAGGCUUUGCGUGGGAGCAGAAUUUAGUCGGAUUCAGAUUGCACUCUUCCUCCAUAACUUAGUGACUAACUACAGGUGGAAGGAGGUCAAAGGAGGCGACGUCCAACGCAUAUCAGAAAUCGUGUUUCCGGAGGGCUAUCACAUCCAGAUAAUCCCCAGGGCUCAAGCAAUUUAA
Messenger RNA from Lolium rigidum, 1452 nucleotides. Its product is annotated as cytochrome P450 87A3-like. The record is from RefSeq and is a predicted model, not a curated record. Gene Ontology annotation, molecular function: oxidoreductase activity, acting on paired donors, with incorporation or reduction of molecular oxygen; monooxygenase activity; heme binding. The coding region runs from base 1 to 1452 and encodes 483 amino acids. Lineage: Eukaryota; Viridiplantae; Streptophyta; Magnoliopsida; Poales; Poaceae. Gene Ontology annotation, biological process: sterol metabolic process. The transcript has 9 exons.